AUUUGUGUUUAUGCUGAUCAGUCUGACAGACAGAACUGGUAUGCUCGCGUAAGAGAUAAAAAAUCUGGACCUGGAGAUGGCUAUUUCCCGCUUUGAUAUCAUAGUUUUUUUCUUGGAUGCUGUACGGGGAAGUAGCAAAUUUAUCGAUGCAGUUGCGCGUGGAAACAAGAGUCACCGAGUACACUGGCGUCAACGCGAUCGCAUCUUGGGAGAUUGGAAGCUUUUGAGGUUAAUUUGUGAAGCAAUUCACAAGCUGAUGAGAGAUGAAGAUGUAGAGCGCGUGAUGCUUAAUAUGGGAUUCAAGAUUCAAGCUGCAGCCGAGGAGAUUGGUGGGCAUGUUGUAAUUAUAAACAAGAACAACACCCAGAUGAAGCUUUCCCCGGUAAAUGGCAAAACUCUCCAUGAUUAUUACAGUAAAACCAUCAAAUGGAUGGAAGAGAUUGGAGAAGAUGCUGAACACCUUUUGGAUUUAUCCGGGUGGUCGUCGUGUCGACUGCAAUCACCAUUUGAUGUUUCUUUUUGGCUACAAUUUGUAACCACUCUGGCCGAUAUUGUGGACGAUACAAAAUGGAGCCAGCCAAUCGGUGCCUGGCGCAAAUACAUGGAAGGUGUAUCCAGGAAUCUCGACUUCGUAGCAGCAGCUGCUGCAGGUGGUGAUGAUGUAAAUGCUAUCAAUGAUUUCGUGACUCGUGUUGCAUCUGUGAUGGUACGGAUUGCAAUCCACAGUCUUAAGUACCGGAUUCACUACGGGAAAACCGAAGGCAAAAUCAAAACCGUAGAAAUGAUUAAGCUAACUAAAUCUGUAGUGGAUUUGCAACAUGAGAUUCAUCCUACUAAUCCCAAAUUCAUGGAGUUCCAUUUUCAUUUCCUUGUGGCUCUCCAUAAAAUUGGAGGAGUUAAGCCCGAUUUUUCCUCUCAUUAUAGCAAUUAUGUUGCCACUAAAGUGAGGAUCAGAGAUACUCGAGAGAUCUGUUCUCGAGAGAUCUAUGGGCUGUUAAAGCUUUUAGCCUUCACCAAACUGAAGCAACAGGAGGAGGGGGAGGAAGAGGAUCAGACUAUACAAAUUUUCCUUGCAGAAAUUCAUACGGUGCUCAUAGAGAUGGAAUUCCUCAAACAGAAGGAACGAAAGGGUGAGCAACUUAUCCAUGGCCAUUCUGAGCUACGUAUAAAUGUUUUUCUUCUUCAGACGGAGCUUUUCCUCAAGGGAAUGCUUUUCUGUAACAAUCAAGGGAGCACUUUCCGAACUGAAGAUCUGCUCAAUCAUGUUAAAGGUGAUGUCCCAUGGAUGCCUAAAAAAUUGAUACGCUUUUUGGAAAAUCUUACGCAUUGGGAGGCAGAAUAUGGGAAUAAGGCAUUGGCUCUCAUUAAACAAGUGGACUACAAAGUAGCAUCUCUCCAUCAGUUGUUUGAGGCCAAGAAGAUCACAGAAUCCACGGUGAGAAACUCAAUUCUUCUAUUGCUUCUUAACAUUGUUGUUUUCAAAGCAGAAGCAUUAUUUGAGAAGUUACAACUGGAGAGGAGUAGUGCUGCAAAUUCCGAGGCUUAUCGAAAAGAUCAAAUUGCACUUCUUGUGCUCCUUAAUCUUUUCACACUUCUCUGCAACCAGCUAAAGGAGGAGACAGAGGAAAUGGACACGAUCUUCCCACAAACUGAAACUUCUGAUGCAGGGAUGGCAGGACCCAUCCACAAUAUGAUCAUCUCAUCUUCUAGACUGCAAGAUAAGCUGAAUCCUAUCAAGUCUACGCUCAGAGUGGUUAGUCCCCCAUUUCCAUUGUCUGAUUUUCCCAAGACAUACAAGCCAGGGUUCGUUGAAUUUCUCAUCGGAAGCCUGGAGGAACUGCUGAACUAUGAUCCUGCGUCAAUUAAACCAGUCAGGAAUUACAUAAAAGAAAUUCAUCUACAUUUCAAGUCUUUGGGUUCUUUUCUCAUGAAAGUCUCAGAGUCUUUGGAUAUUAAUGACAAUCCAGAAGUGAAAGAUCUUAGUGGUCAUGUUGCCAAUAUUGCUUAUAAAAUUGAGUUUGUCAUUGACUCAAUUGUGGUCGAUCCUCAAUGGCAAGGUUUCUUUUUGGUUUAUGAUCUACUAGAGGAGUUAAGAAUUGUUAAUAAGCGAGCCUCUAGAAUUCAGUUGACGACCCCUGAAGCCAAAGUCCUGGAUAACAAACACGUCAGCCAGGUUCCACGCAACGUGAUAUCACGGGAUGAUACACCUGCAAUUAAUGGAAUGGUGGUGGAUCCCAGAGAUGAAGAACAAUCUAUAACUGAUCAACUUGUCAAGGGAUCCUCAAAGUUUGGUAUUGUUUCUCUUGUGGGAAUGCCCGGUAUUGGCAAGACAACAAUGGCUUGGAAACUGUUUAACUGCCAAAAGGUUUUGUCUCACUUUCAUUGUCGUGCAUGGUGUACUGUUUCACAAGAAUAUGACAAAAGAGAACUGUUGCUGGAGAUUUUACGUGACAUUCUUCAUGGGCUUACGGAUGAAAUUCGCCUAAUGACUAAUGAAGAUCUCCAAUUAAAAUUGCAUCAGUGCUUACUAAGAAACAAGUUUCUCAUUGUUAUGGAUGACGUGUGGGAUGCUGGAGUUUGGAAUGAGUUAAGAAAUGCAUUCCCAGAUGAUGCCAAUGGAAGCAGAAUUUUGAUUACGAGCCGCCUUCGUGAUGUGGCCUUGCAAAUUGGACCAGAUAUUGAUCCUCAUUCUCUACGCUUAUUUUCUGAUGAUGAAAGCUGGAACUUAUUAGUAGAGAAAGUAUUCCAUGGUGAAGGUUGUCCCGAAGAAUUGUUGCUUGUUGGAAAGGAAAUUGCCAAAAAGUGUAAAGGAUUGCCUCUUGCUGUUGUUGCAAUAUCUGGUCUCCUCCAAAAGAUAGAAAAGAGCAGAGCAUCAUGGGGGAAAAUUGCAAAAGGCUUGAUUGCUGAAGUUAUGGAAGAUCCAAAAGCUCAGUGCAUGGAAAUCUUUGAAUUGAGUUACAAACACUUACCGGGAUAUCUAAAACCGUGCUUUCUUUAUUUGGCAGUUUUCCUUGAAGACAAGGAUAUUCCUGUUAGCAAGUUGAUACGGUUUUGGCUUGCUGAAGGUUUCAUUCAUGACUCUGAGUUGAAAAGCUUAGAAGGUAUUGCCGAGGGUUACUUGAUGGAGUUGAUUAGCAGAAGCCUGGUGGAAGUCUCCAAAAGAAGAUCCAACGGAACGGUCAAAUCAUGUCGCUUGCAUGAUCUGUUACGUGAUUUUUGUCAGUUAAAAGCCAGGGCAGAGAACUUCUUCCGGCUAGUAACCAGGUCUGAUGAGCCAUACGCCUCUUUUCCUUGUUCAAAUUUUGGUUUUGUAAUUGACCAUCCUCCUGAUCCUGUAACAUAUGAGGCCUACCGAUUGUGCUUUUUUUUGAAGCGACUCCAUUUGUUUAAAUCAGAACAUUUUGGCCAGGGCACUCGUUCUUUGAUAUUUUUUCCUUCAGCUGAUUCAGAGCCCAGAAGUCCUUAUAACAUCUCAUUCAUUUGGCAGAAAUACAAACUUCUGCGGGUGUUAGAUUUUGAAUGCAUCAACCUGGGUUCCACCUUCGAUGUUGGCAUUACAUCCCUGGUUCAUUUGAGGGAUUACAUGAUCCGGUUGUCUUACCAGAUAGUAUUUGGCACAUGACAAGGUUGAGGCAUCUUCAUGUGAAUUUGUAUGUUGCAUUCACAUUGGAUGAUGAAGGGCUUGAAGUCUGCUCUAAGUUGGGUGAUUUGGUCAGUCUUUCCCGUCUCUCUCUCUUUUGUGGUGAAGAUACAGAGAACAUAGUGAAGAGGUUGCCAAAUCUUCGUAAACUGAGAUGCAUAUUCUUUCACCCACGGGAUUCUUCCAAGUAUUGUGGAGAGUUUCCAAAAC
Molecule: messenger RNA, 3850 nt
Organism: Coffea arabica (coffee)
Lineage: Eukaryota; Viridiplantae; Streptophyta; Magnoliopsida; Gentianales; Rubiaceae
Product: putative late blight resistance protein homolog R1B-17
Biological process (GO): defense response to other organism
Molecular function (GO): ADP binding
Source: RefSeq, a predicted model, not a curated record